CGGCUUGUGGGAGCGGCACCUGCCCGGCACCACGCCGUCGAUCUGCGUUGCCCCUUCCGUCAGCCGCCCCACCUACUUCUCCACUUCUGCAAAAGAUGCCUCGCUAUGAGCUGGCUUUGAUCCUAAAAGCCAUGCAGAGGGGUUGGUACUGUAGGCCUCACUAGACUUAGCUGCAACUAAGAAUUUCUCCUACAUCAACCAAGUUAAUGGUGAUGCUCUUGUGGAUUGGCGAAUAAAAGUGCGUGCUAAAUAUUUCAGAAGCGCAGAAUACAAUUUUUCUUCUCAAAGUUGUACCACAACCACUACCAUCAAGAUAGCAAACCAAUGGACAAAGAAUUUGAUCCACAGUAUUUGUAAAACUAAAGAUUUGUUUUGCUAAAGCUUGAGGUCUGUGACCCGGACACCAGCUUUUGGAAGCUCCUUUGUUUACAGAAAUGAGGGCGGCUUUGGAACCAGCAGACAUUGCCAUUGUAGCACUGUAUUUUGUGCUUGUGCUGUGCAUAGGCUUUUUUGCCAUGUGGAAAUCCAAUCGAAGCACUAUAAGUGGGUACUUCCUGGCAGGACGAUCUAUGACAUGGAUGGCAAUUGGUGCUUCCUUGUUUGUGAGCAACAUUGGGAGUGAACACUUCAUUGGGCUUGCAGGAUCUGGAGCAGCAAGCGGAUUUGCCGUGGGGGCAUGGGAACUCAAUGCCUUACUGGUUUUGCAACUCUUAGGGUGGAUCUUUGUUCCGGUUUACAUACAUUCUGGAAUAUACACCAUGCCUGGAUACUUAUCCAAACGUUUUGGAGGGCAUAGAAUUCAAGUAUACUUUGCCAUGUUGUCUCUAAUUCUGUAUAUCUUCACCAAGCUUUCAGUGGAUUUGUAUUCAGGUGCAUUGUUUAUUCAAGAAUCACUAGGCUGGAAUAUUUAUUUGUCGGUAAUACUGCUGAUUGGAAUGACUGCACUGCUGACUGUGACUGGGGGUCUUGUGGCAGUAAUCUACACAGACACUAUUCAAGCUUUGCUUAUGAUUAUUGGUGCCCUCACCCUUAUGAUUAUAAGUAUGGUAGAAGUUGGUGGAUUUGAAGAGAUGAAAAGAAAGUACAUGUUGGCAAAACCAAAUGUUACAUCAAUCUUGUUGACUUACAACCUUUCCAAUACAAAUUCCUGUCAUGUUGAUCCAAAGCCUGAUUCACUGAGAAUGUUACGUGAACCAACAGAUGAAGAUGUCCCGUGGCCUGGUUUCCUUUUUGGACAGACACCAGCUUCUGUUUGGUACUGGUGUGCAGACCAAGUCAUCGUUCAGCGGGUUUUAGCAGCAAAAAACAUUGCUCAUGCCAAAGGAUCCACCCUAAUGGCAGGUUUCUUAAAGCUUCUGCCUAUGUUCCUUAUAGUUAUUCCAGGUAUGAUUUCAAGAAUACUGUUUGCAGAUGAUCUUGCGUGUAUCAAUCCAGAACAUUGCAUGCAGGUUUGUGGAAGCAGAGCAGGAUGUUCUAAUAUUGCCUAUCCACGUUUGGUAAUGAAACUUGUUCCUGUUGGCCUGCGAGGCCUCAUGAUGGCUGUAAUGAUUGCUGCACUGAUGAGUGAUUUGGAUUCUAUCUUUAAUAGUGCCAGUACCAUAUUCACACUUGAUAUCUACAAGCUCCUCAUACGGAAGACUGCAUCGUCUAGAGAACUGAUGAUUGUUGGAAGAGUUUUUGUUGCUUUCAUGGUGGUAACAAGCAUUGCCUGGGUCCCAAUUAUAGUGGAAAUGCAAGGAGGUCAGAUGUAUCUCUACAUACAAGAGGUAGCAGACUAUCUGACUCCGCCAGUGGCUGCUAUUUUUCUCUUUGGUGUAUUUUGGAAGCGUUGCAAUGAGCAGGGGGCCUUCUUUGGUGGAAUGGUUGGAUUUGCAUUGGGAGCUGUGCGACUUAUACUGGCAUUUAUCUAUCGUGUUCCUGAGUGUGACCAGGCAGACACAAGACCAUACUUUAUCAAAAGUAUCCAUUACAUGUAUGUUGCUACCGCACUGUUUUGGAUCACUGGAAUUAUUGUAAUAGUAGUAAGCUUGCUUACACCGCCACCUUCAAAAGAGCAAAUUCGGACGACAACAUUUUGGUCUAUGAAAAGCAGGACCGUAAAGGAAAGCACUUCAGCAGGCAGUUCAUUCAAAGCACAAGGGAAGACCAUCUUAAAAUACAGCGACCCUUCCAAUCAUAUCACUUCAAAUGGGAAAUCUGAAGAAAAUAUUAAAAAUGAUCAGCCUGAAAAUGUCAAUCUCUUAAUUACGAGCAGAGAUGAGAGCAAUCCAGUGAUAUCUUUAAGCAACUCUGAAGUUGAGACUCCAGUUGAUAGUUAUUCUAAUGGACAGGCAGCUCUUAUGGGUAAAGAGAAGACCGGAGAAGAGACUGAAAGUAGUGACAAACCCUGGAAAUUCAUAGAUUGGUUCUGUGGCUUUAAAAGCAAAAACAUGAACAGUCCAGUCAAAGAUAAGGGGGAAGAAGAGGCUAUUUGUCUACAAAUGCUGGAAGAGACUCCAAAAGUUAAAUUAAUACUAAACAGUGGACUAUUUUGUGUGUGUUCAGUUGGAAUAUUCAUGUUUGUUUAUUUCUCUCUGUGAACAAAUGAUGGAUUUUAUUUGGUCAGACAUACAGAAGUAGAAAUAGAGGUCCUUGGAGAAAUAUUUGUGUGUGUGUGUGUGUGUGUGUGUGUGUGUGUGUGUGUCUUAGUCUUAUAUCUCAGGAUUCCUUUAUGCUUUUAUCGUCAGCCAAAUUAUUUUUCAACUAUUUUGAAAAUCAUUAGACUUUUUAUAUGUUAGCAUUUCUGUUUUAAUGUAAAAUGUUUGUGGGAUUAAGUGCAGUACUAAAUGUUGGGUUUUUGUAUACCAAAGUAAAAGAUAAAUCUGUGUUGAGAGGUAAAAAUAUUAAAGCACUCUCAGAGGUCCAGCAAAAGUGAAAAUAGUGUUAUAGUUUAAAGGAGCAAAACUACAUUUUGAAGAGCAUUCCAGAGUAUUUUUGAGUGUCAGAAGAUGUUUUCUUUUUGGAAUCCUAAUCAAGUAACUGUGAUUUCUCCCUAUAUUAUUAAAACAUCAGAUCUAUGUUCCUAACAACAAAAAGAAAAAACAAACAGAAGUAUUCUAAUUAAAUGUUACGUGAUUGCUGAAAUUUUGCAUUGCUGAAUCUAUAAUUCCCUUUUUUGCUUUGUAGAUAAAACCACAUAUUUUAAAACACUUCAGUCUUGCUAGCUGUUAGAAACCAGAAUAUACAAAUAAAAACAGAAGAUACAACUAAAUUCUACUCAGAGAUACCCAUUGAAAUCACUUGAUUUUUUAAAAAAGUUGAAUAUUGCCUAUUAGCCUUCAAGUGGAUAAGGGAGUCUGACUUGCAUAUUCUCUUCACAAAAACAAAUACUCAGAAUAUAUCUGAAUUUUCUUGUGCUUGAAUUUUGCACGUUAAAAAUAAUUACAAUUGCUCCCCACAGUGCAUGCUGCAAGAGGAAAUAUCCUAGCGCCGCUUCACAAAGCCAGCUUCUUUAUUUGUUGUGUAGUGAUCUGUCUGAAACAGUUCACAAUUGGAUAUGGAAGCAACAAAUAGCACAAGCCCUCGAUGAGGAUGAUGAGUCUGUACAAAAUUAGGCAAAACAAUAUUCCAAACUUUUAAAAACUGGUUUCAUUUUUGUUAGGCUGAGUAGGAACAGAGAGGGAGAAUUACACUGCUUCGCUUUUUGGCUUAAAAAAAACGAAACAUCUCCACCUACUGGUUCCAAUAUAUGUGUAGGCUGUGUGUUGAGGCUACAUAUCUCCUACAGAUACUUUGAGAAGUGUAGUGUAGUGUAGUAAGGCUCUGGUAAUGAAAGCAGAAAUGAUUUUAAUGGGGUUAUUCCAGCACAUCCAUGGAUUCUUGGCAACAGUAAUAUUUUACUUCAGUACACAGGCAAGCAUAUGCACUGUUCCUUGUCCUCCCCUCUACCCCCCACUCCCCCCCCCCAAGCUUAGAGUACAACACUAGAGAAGAACUCCCAGUUUGGUGGCGGCUGCUGCUGUAGCAGGAAAGACUGCCCUGUCCCAAAUCCUGGUGCCUUGAAUGCUUGCAGAGCAGUGUGGAGAAGGACAGGGGAGCAUCCCUUCUGUAGCAUUGGCAGGUACAGGGUUGUGGGCCCAUAGAGGUGGGAACCAGCAAUUAAGAGCAAAUUUGGAGCUCUUAUUGAGAACUCUUUCCCAAAGUCAAUUGUAUUGCUAGCCGCGAUUAAAAAGGACCUAGUUUGUCCUAGGGUUCAAAGCUCCAGUUUAAUAAAAAGUGCAUUCCUGUAGUAGGGAAUGUAAUACUGAGAGCUGAGAUCCCAUGCUGAAUAUAUAUAUAUAUAUAUAUAUAUAUAUAUAUAUAUAUAUAUAUAUGCAAACUCUGUGCUUGUGCCUUGUAAAUGCAAGGUGUCCUGAAAUAGCUGAAAACAAUACUUUAUUCAGGGCUUCCCAAACUUGGAUCUCCAGCUGUUUGGGGAAGUACAGUUCCUAUCAUCUCUGACCACUGGUCCUGUUAGCUAGGGAUGAUGGGAGUUGUAAUCCCGACAACAGCUGGAGACCCAAGUUUGGGAAACGCUGUAUUUAAUAAAAUCAAUUUGGUAUCAUUUUCAGUUCUUUUCAGUUUCUCCCAUACUACCUAUCAGUAGAACAACUGGCUUACUAGGGUGACAAUUUGUACUAAAUGGUUGUAGACUAUGUAUAGAACAAAUGCAUAUAUUCUGAACUAUUGAUUUUAAGCUUGUAUAAAGCAACAUGCUGUUUAAAUGCACUACAGAGACUUUGGCUUGAACUUCCUCUGUUGAUGAUUAUUACAUGAAUUGAGACCUUGCUUGUGUACUGGGCCAAACGUUUAUUUAAACCAGUGGCCUUCCAGGGUCAAAUGAAAGGGGGUGAUGCAAGCUUUGAGAUGGCUGAGUACCAUCAUUGCUAAGUGCUAGAGGAGAGUUGCUAUUGGUGGCACUUGCAGAGAUGGUUGUUUUGAACGCAUUGCCAGUUGUCAUGUUGCAGGUGGACUAACUCGGAUUAAUUUGGCUCCCACUUUUCUUCCCUAAGAUGCCUUGUGUAAACUAAGCCAUUUUCUGGGCCUUACAGCCACAUUAAAAUAGCAAUGUCUAAUAUUCCCUUGGUCCCAAUCCCAAGUCAUUUAAUAUGUUUGCAGUAUUAUGAAUGUAAAUGGCAGAGUUUAUUGUGGAUCUAUUUUAAAUGGACUCAAUGCAAUACAACCAUAUUCCAAGUGAAAAUGCAGCACUUAAAACACCUAAAUAUUGAAUCACUUCACAAUUUUAACAAUAGUUAGAAAGCUUUGCCAAAGGCCACAGAAAAUUUUUACCUGCUAGUUAUCCACUUGGGCCUUCUUUUCUCUUUACCAAUGAUGCAUGGUUUGUGCAGAUAAAGAACUUACCAUAUUAUGUUUUCAUUUAGACAGCUGUAUAGCAACAUCUAAUGUUUUUUCAGCAUACACUUACCUCUCUUUACUUCCUGGCUCUCUUGGGAUUGUGUUGUUCUAAAACAGAGACUGCCUCUCACUUUAAGUUGUGCGAGAUAAGUGCUGCUGGUUAACCACAGCGGUUGGGAACCACAGUUGUUGGGAACAGUCUUAGGAUGAAACAUGUUUUAAGAGAACUCUGCUGGAUCAAACCAAGGGUUUCAUCUAGCAGUAGCCCAGUACCCAGCAUGCCAUUGGUUUGCCUUCUUGCUGUAUCUAGACUCUUAAGACUGGCUCCAAACCAAGCUAAAACAAACCAGUACAUCAAGCCAUGGAUAGCUUGAUUUGUUAACUCACGGGUUAGAUCUAACUAUAGUUCUUAAUCUGCCGAUCAUCAAUCUACAAAUGGCUGACAUUAAAUCUGCUCCCCUGAGGAAUAGCUCCAUUGAUCCUCUGUGACCAGCUCCAGUCCGGCUGGCAGCAGUCCUGAACACUCUCCAGAAAAUGGGCUUUGCUCCCCAAGCCCUUCUAAGUUUGGGCCAAGCAAAAGCCAUGGUCAGACAAAGACUCAUAGAUAUUGAGAGACAACAGGACUGCUCAUGAUGCCCUGAAUAUCAAAUUGGAGAAAUUGAGAGAUACAUAGCCGCUCCGGAUCCCUACCUCUCCUUUCUCUUAUCAAAAAACGCAAGAAGGUCUUAUACACUUGCCAGAAGUGCGGCCUUGCCCUCGCCUGUUUUGGAAGGAUCAUACAAAAAAACCCAUAGGCUCAAAGACUCUGUGCCUGCCCAUUGAGAGAAAUAGGAAGCCCAGAGCACCUUUUCUUCAGAUGCCCCUUCUAUGAAGAGGCAUGGAGGGAGAUCCUGGACACCAUACUGGUGAGGUCAGUAGGCCUCCUGAAAAGCAAAUAUAUGACCUGCUCCUGCUAGGCAAAGACAAGAAAAUAACCAGGAUGGUCGCCAGAUUCUGUGUCCAGAUAUGCAGACACAGACUUUUUCCUGAGAAUAACCAGCCCGUCUUAAUGUCCCAAAAUAUGGUUCCCUGAGCGAUCUAGGCCCAGUUCUCUGUGGCAGCUUUUUAAGGUUUAAGUUUUAAGUACUUUCAUGCGCAUUGCAUUUACAAAUAUCAAUUUUAUUGUUGUAUAAAGUGUCAUAUAUAUGUUAUGUUCCUUGGAACUGUUCUUCCAAAGGGAUUUUUAUAAGAGCUGGUCUUUGACCGUAAUAAAGUAUUCUAUUCUAUUCUAUUCUAUUCUAUUCUAUUCUAUUCUAACUAUAGUUCCAAGUUCAUACCCAAUAUGGGAUUGUUGUUUAUUUGUGUGUGGAGCAGAGGAAAAUGGGAGCAUGCAAGUCUUUUACUUGCUGUGGCUUGUUCAUCCUCCUCUUCCUCUUCCUCCCUUAUACUAGUAGAACCUGGGACUAUCCAGUAAAGCUGAAUGUUGGAAGACUAAGGAUAAACAAAAGAAAGUACUUUGUCACACAGUUAAACUAGUAUUUGCUUCCACAAGAUACAUUGAUGGACACCAACUUGGAUGACUUUAAAAGAAGAUUAGACAAAUGCAUGUAGAAUAAAGCUGUGUUUGGCCUCCAAUGUCAGUGGCAGUGUGCCUCUGCUUAUAUAAUUGCUGGAAAGAACAAAUGGGGGAGAGGUGGAGCACUCAGGUCAUGCUUGCAAGUUCCCCAGAGACAUUGGUUGGCUGCUGUUAGAACAGCAUGCUGGACUAAAUGGACUUUUGAUCUGAUGCAGCAUGGCUGCUGUUACGUUAACCUGUUUGACCCAACCUGGUACCUUCCAGAUGUUGGGGUCUACAGUUUACAUAUUCCCUAAGCAUUGGCCAUGCUGCCUUGGGCUUUUUGAAGUUAUAGUCUGCAACUGGAGGGCACCAGGUUGAGGUGGGUUGAACCAAAGCUGGAUUGUUUGAAUCCAGCUAUUCAUUGAUGGGCAUGCUCUUGGACUAGAACCUGGAAACCUAAGUGUAACCUAGAACCUGGGAACCUAAGUGUAACUUAGAUUAUGUGACUUCCUGAUUGAGUGAGUCCUCCUUUGUUGUAAGAACCAUGGACUGAGUUUUCCAUAUUUCUUUUCCUACCUAACAUUCCAUUUAGAAUAUUUUGUAACUGGUUUCUGUUUAAACUAAGAAAGUAAAUGUGUAAUAGUGCCUUUUGGUAGCAGAAUAUAACCUUGUUAGGUUAGUGCAACAUUAUAUUUUUCUAAAUCUUUCUCUUGUAUGUCUUUCUAGUCAUGACUAGAAAUUUAUUUAAACAGCAGGUCGUAGCCUAAAUUACUCAUUAAUGGCUAUUCUGUGUAAUGAUCUGUUUUGCUUUAAAACAUGUGGGGAACCUGUGACCCGCUAGAUACUAGUGGCCAUUGAUCAGGGAGGAUGGGAGUUGCAUUGGAUGGCCACAGCUUCCCCCUUGCUGCUUUAAAAGAACACCCAGUAUGUAGAACAAGAAAUCUCUAAAGAAUAAAAAUGUUUGCUAUUUAUCUCUGGAUUUCUGCAUGUUAUAUUAUAUAGCCCUCUGAUGCAUAACUGUAGCAAUGUAUACAAGAAAAAUUAGUCUCAUCACCAUGUCUUUAGAGGCUACGUAAAGUAGGGCAUUUGUUGUCGUUUUGUCGUGUCCGACUCUCCGUGACCCCAUGGACCAUAGCACGCCAGGGCAUAAGUAGGGCAUAAGCAGACCCUUUUAGCAGUUCAUAGAAUCAUACAGUUGGAAGGGACUCCAACCCCCUGCAAUGCAGGAAUCUCAACUAAAGCACCCAUGACAGAUGCACAUCCAGCCGCUGCUUAAAAACCUCCAAUGAAGGAGAGUCCACCAUCUUCCGAGGGAGUCCAUUCCACUGUCGAACAGCUUUUGCCGUUAGAAAGUAGUCCGAAUAUCCUUUCUUGUAACUUAAAAGCCAUUGGUUUGGGCCCUACCCUCCAGAGCAGGUGAAACGUGGGAAUCUGUUUUAAUAGCAUUUGAAAUUAACACAAUGAGCAUUCUUAAACUGCUGUAAUAUCCAUAGCUGCCAAGUUAUCCCUUUUUUUAAGGGAUAUUCCAUUAUGCUGAAUAGGCUUCCUCGCGAGAAAAGGGAAAACUUGGCAGCUAUGGUAAUAUCGCCUGCUCUUUCUCUAUUUAGCAGAACUCUAGCUUUGAUCCUCUGAACUCCAGUGGAUUUUGUUUGUUUCAUUCUAUGUUGAAUAUACCUUUUAUCAGUCUGGAGGUUUGUGGUGUAGACAGAAGGGAACUUUAUUUGUUGUGUCAUACAGUUGGGUGUGUGUUUUCUUGUGGGGGAGGGUAUUUCCCAUUGAUCAAUACUACUUUAUAGGACCUAAAACUUUUGGCCUCUAUCAGUGGCUAUAGCGCUGCAUUCUGGAAAUAGGCAAGCAUUCCAGUGGUGGGCUUAGUUGUUUGUGUGAACAUCAUUCUGGGUGUCUGGAAAUUUAUUGCCUUACUUGUGAACAUGACACUUAACCAAGCCCUACUUUAGAUACCCACAUAUUUUCAUGAAUUUAAAAUGGUGGUUUUUAAACGUUCAUUUGCUUAUUUAAGCCAACAGAAGCAUUGGUCAGAAAACUGUACGUGGGCCUUAUUUUUGCAUGGUUUUCAGGAAAAGCGUAGCUUCUGUUUUGGCAAGUGUUUUUAAUUUCCUUUUGUCACCAUCUAGAAGUGACAAAAGACUAAAUGAAUGUGUGCUAUCCAUUCCCCCUUCUCCUCUGCUUUCCAUCAAUCACCUGAAAAGUACAAUAGCUUACUGGGAAAGGAACAGGCUAACAAUUAAAUAUGAAAUGUAAACAGAAAAAUGUGCUUAGAUUAAUUUUACAGCUUUAUUUUUAAAUCAUUGUCAUAAGGCAAAUGAAAGUCUAUUGGGUUUGUUUCAUUCUCACCCACCCCUAUAAAGUAUAUACCGUAUAUUGAAUUCACAAACCUAGUAUUUUAA
Messenger RNA from Zootoca vivipara (common lizard), 9318 nucleotides. It is a transcript of the gene SLC5A3, whose product is annotated as solute carrier family 5 member 3. The record is from RefSeq and is a predicted model, not a curated record. Lineage: Eukaryota; Metazoa; Chordata; Lepidosauria; Squamata; Lacertidae. Gene Ontology annotation, biological process: myo-inositol transport; transmembrane transport; inositol metabolic process. Gene Ontology annotation, molecular function: D-glucose:sodium symporter activity. Gene Ontology annotation, cellular component: plasma membrane.